Armigeres subalbatus is the source of this 6773-nucleotide messenger RNA. It is a transcript of the gene sei, whose product is annotated as potassium voltage-gated channel subfamily H member 6. Lineage: Eukaryota; Metazoa; Arthropoda; Insecta; Diptera; Culicidae. Gene Ontology annotation, cellular component: plasma membrane. The transcript is spliced from 27 exons. Gene Ontology annotation, biological process: potassium ion transmembrane transport; membrane repolarization during action potential. Gene Ontology annotation, molecular function: inward rectifier potassium channel activity. Bases 1387 to 5292 code for a protein of 1301 amino acids. The record is from RefSeq and is a predicted model, not a curated record.
GAAAUUGAUAGAAAUUCGUCGGUUUCCGGUGGUUUCGCGUGCGGACCGUGCAGGAAAUUGAAUUACUGCUAGUGGUUUCCAACCCCCGCUCCGGGUUUGAUUCGGGAGUUAAUAUCGCUCAGUUGAUGGUUUCAAAAAGUUCUCAAGUCUAGUUCAUUGUUUGCGAACGAAGGAGAUGCCUUCGCACGAUGAAACGCCGUGAUCUAAGAUGCGGUAGUGACGUGAAGGAAAAAGCGAGUGUGCGAAUCGUGUGAAUCAUAUGGUUGCUUGGAUGCGGUUGCCGAAGACGCUGAUAAGUCGUGGAUAACUUCGAUUAUAUAAAAAAAAAACUUCAUCGGAGAGGAAGAGAAAAGCCGCAUAUAAGUCCCAGCCGGUGCAUGAAAGCAGCAGAACCGAAGUUGUCUGGCUCAGCAAAAAUUCCAAAUAAUAACAACAAAGACUGAGAAAUUAAUACACCAAUCGGAUUACGGAUUGUUUGCACUGCGAUUGUGUGGAGCCACGAUGCCGAAGAAGGCAGCAAGAUGAAGCCGAGCCAUCGCCGUUUGCCAAGAUUGGAAUUGUGUUUGGCAAACUCGACGAAAACCGCUGAGGCGGCGACGGAAACGACGACAACGACUUCGCCCGGGGCCAAAGUUCCAACGAGGGCAGCAUGGCAGAAACAAAGGAUUUAGCAUCGCCGGAAAGUUUCCACUGGUGCUGAUGGUGCCAAUGUUCGUGCUAAAAAGUCCUGCAGUGAACGGGAAAGAAUGAGUGUUCAGUGCGGGCACUAACCAGUAACUACUACUAAGGAUAUCGGGUUUUCGUGCUAGCGUUAAUGAAGUGGAUUUAUUCGAAAACGAGGAAAAAAUUACAACGAAAAAAAAUAUAGCGUGGGAAUUACGAAUCGAAAGUGAAUCGUUGCCUUCACCUGAAAAGAAAAUUAGUAAAUUGAUACAUCAUCGCAUCGAAUGCGACUUUAGCUAAGUUCCGUAGUACAGAAUAUCCUAAAUUCAAUACAAUCAUUUCGUUACUCCAAAUUAAUACGUCGAAUACACCCUUCAAUAGUCAUAAAUAGAAAUAUUAGCAAUAAUAGUCACAUCGAAAGAGAAAAAAAAAGUUAUCACGUCGUACACCAAAUAUAUUAAGAAGAAAGUUAUUAGUGCUCUCCUUCCUAGUGAAAUUUACCUACUCUUUUAUCGUUCUUCGAAAUUGCUAGCGUGCUAAUAUUAUAAACGAUUAGAGUAGCUGCUCCGUUCGUUACCAAUAAGUGGGUGAGCGUGUGCGAUUAGCCCAAAUUAGUGAUAGUGAUUCGCAAAUAUAACCAAAUCCUAAAGCCCCGAAGCAUAGAGUGUGAAGAAACAGGAAGAAGAGGAACAACCACCACAGGAAGAAUCCAAAGGAGCAAAAAUGCCCGUCAGAAGAGGACACGUCGCUCCUAAGACGACGCUUAUUGAAACGAUAAUCAGGAAAUUCGACACGCAUAACCGUAGCUUUCUAGUGGCCAAUGCACAGCCGGAAUCGUGCCACAUCAUCUUCUGCUCGGAUGGCUUCUGCAAGAUGACCGGGUUCACGCGGGCCGAGGUGAUGCAGCGGUCCGCUUGCACCGAGUUCCUGCAGGGCCAGAUGACCUCCCAGGCCGUCGUCCAGUCGAUAAAGGAAGCCCUUCGCAAGGGCGAGGAGCAGCACUUCGAGAUACUGUACUAUCGGAAGAAUGGCACUAAAUUCCUCUGCUCGGAGGUGAUCGCCCCGAUCCGGUCCGAGGUGGACGACAUCUCGCUGUUCAUCAUCAACUUCGAGGACCUGACGAACCCGACCAGCCCGGAACCGCUCGAGCCGAAGUCUCACCACCGCAGUUUUCUUUCAGUGGACCGCGCCAGGGCAAGCUUUCGACAAUCGUUUCGCAUCGGACACAUUGCCCUGCGGGAUCGUGGUCUCCGGUUGGCCGGUUACCUCACGCCGCCAUCCGAUGCCACCCAGGAGGAGGAGGAAAUCGGCAUCAACAAAAGUGCGAUUGAGAGGGGGUUUUGCAGUGACAGGGUUAGCCAAACGACGGUGCUCAAGGUGGAGACGAACAUCUGGGCGCCAAUGUCGACGCCCGCGCUGACGAGGACCAAAGAGCUGGAGGCAUUGCAGGCCGAUGGCGAUACGCUCAGCGGACCAGGCGAAAUUGUGAUAACUACCCCCGAGGUGGCCAAAGCGGAAGUGAUACCGAUCGAGCUUCCGACGCCAAUCGUCGAUUCCAAACCAGAGUUUCAGCAAACCAAAAGUUUAGACUUUGAGAUACAAUCAAAACAGUUCGGAGCGCCAGCAGUGUGUGCGUGUGUGAAAGCUCGCUUUGCUGCCCGACGAGCUUUCUGCCUGGCUACCACUACCACUACCUAUCUACAUACUUCCUUUGUACAGACAAGUUUGUACGAUUGUUUGCGAACUGUAGAAAAUGUCCAAACCCCAGUGAGCGAUCGUGACGGCCCAGCGCAAGGACCCACGGGAUACCACGCGCGACAGUAUUUUCCGUACGUUUCGUCCGAGAGCGACCUCCAACGCUACAAAGCAGUGCCAUUAAAGCAGAACUCGAGCCACGAGCCGCGAACCAGUUCAUCACUUUCUAAUGUGCCUUCAGACUCUACUAAAACUAAGGAUAAUGGAUCAGCAAAAUACUUUCAGGGAACAAGACAAACAAUAAAUAUGGGUGAAAAGGUAGCACAGGUCCUAUCGCUCGGCGCCGAUGUACUACCGGAAUACAAACUACAGAGUCCACGUGUUCACAAAUGGACAAUACUGCACUACUCUCCGUUCAAGGCGGUGUGGGACUGGAUAAUAUUAAUAUUAGUUAUGUAUACAGCAAUAUUUACCCCGUACGUAGCAGCAUUUUUGCUGAACGAACCUGACUUUAAUCAAAGGAAAAAUCGCAAAUACGCGGAUGACCCAAUUGUGAUAAUUGAUUUAAUAGUUGAUGUAACAUUUGUCAUAGAUAUAUUAAUUAAUUUUCGAACGACGUUCGUCAACGGCCAGGAUGAGGUGGUAUCUCAUCCGGGCCGCAUCGCGGUGCAUUAUCUGAGCGGCUGGUUUCUGAUCGACCUGGUAGCGGCGAUCCCGUUCGACCUGCUACUGGUCGGAAGUGAUACGGACGAGCUUGGCUUGGACAAAGAUGAGACAACGACUCUGAUUGGUUUAUUGAAAACGGCACGUCUAUUGCGUCUAGUGCGAGUGGCAAGAAAGAUCGAUCGCUAUUCGGAAUAUGGCGCUGCUGUUUUAGUAUUACUGAUGGCUACCUUUGCACUAAUCGCUCACUGGCUGGCUUGUAUUUGGUAUGCGAUAGGCAACGCCGAACGUCCGUUUAUGAAGAACAAAGUAGGCUGGCUGGACGCGUUAGCCGAGGCCACCCAGGAGUAUUACUAUGCCAACAACACCGGUGGAGGUCCGUCGAUAAAGUCACGAUACGUGACCGCGCUGUACUUCACCUUUACCUCGCUGACGUCGGUGGGAUUUGGGAACGUGGCGCCGAAUACGGACGCCGAGAAGAUUUUCACGAUAUGCGUCAUGUUGGUCGGAUCCCUCAUGUACGCCAGCAUCUUCGGUAACGUUUCGGCCAUCAUUCAACGGUUAUACUCCGGCACGGCACGAUAUCACACACAGAUGUUGCGUGUCCGGGAGUUCAUUCGGUUUCAUCAGAUACCCAACCCACUGAGGCAGCGACUGGAGGAGUACUUUCAGCACGCCUGGACGUACACCAACGGCAUCGAUAUGAACUCGGUGCUGAAAGGGUUUCCCGAGUGCCUGCAGGCGGAUAUCUGCUUGCAUCUCAACCGGAACCUGCUCAACAAUUGCUCCGCCUUCGAGGCGGCCAGCCCUGGCUGCCUAAGAGCACUUUCGUUAAAGUUUAAAACCACACACGCCCCUCCCGGUGACACGCUGGUGCACAAAGGGGACGUCCUCACGUACCUAUAUUUUAUAGCGCGUGGCUCGAUAGAGAUAUUAAAAGACGACGUAGUCAUGGCGAUAUUAGGCAAGGAUGAUAUUUUCGGCGAAAAUCCCUGCACCCACACGACGCUGGGAAAAUCAAACAGUAAUGUUAAAGCACUAACUUAUUGUGAUCUACAUAAGAUUCAUAGAGAUGACUUAUUAGACGUGUUAGAUUUAUUUCCGGAAUUUUAUGAUAGUUUUGUAAAUAGUUUGGAAAUUACGUAUAAUAUGAGAGAUGAGGAGCAAGCGGGAAUAGAGUUAAGGCAUCGACAUAUGCGACUCGGGUCCCAAGAUAGAGAUAGCGAUACACGAUCCUAUGUUAGGAGGAUAAACACGGUACAUCAUCAUAGACCGAGUCAGACCAAAUGUGAUAUUCCAAAUGAUAGAAGUUCGGGACAAAUAAGCACUAACUUCGAUGACGAUCGAAAGUUUUCUAUAUCAGGAAUGAUGUCUCAUAUAAAGCGAAGCAUACCCGAUCUUAGAUUGAACAGACAUCAACCAUUGACCAGUACUUGUGCAUCUCCAAACGAGAGCCCUAAGAGCUCGCACAAGCACAGUCCGCCCAGUGAUAUCCAGUCGCCGAAGGGGAUUGCACCGGAUACCGUCACGCUCAGUGCCAUCAGCAAUCGAGGCUGCAUCUGCGUAGGCAGUGGUAAGGACGGGCCACUGGUUGGUCGCCUGAGUGGCCCCGUCGAUCUCAAGUGCAGUCCGGACGUCGAGGACGUGUUCCACCAUACCGCACCAAUCAGCAGCACUGGCGGCAGGGACGUCAGUGAUCACCAUCUUCACCAUCAUCACCAAUCUUCGCAGCCGCAGCAACAACAGCCACCCCAUGAUAAUCUAGGAUUACUAACAAAUCAAUUAUCUGAUUUAACGAUAAGACUAGACAGCUUAGAAGGUAGCCUAAGGAAAGAUAUCAGAACGGUUUUAGAAAUCCUGCACCAGCAGCAGCAGAUGCAGCUGCAGUUUCACCACCAACAGCUGCAACACCAGCAGCAACAGAUGCAGCAGUCCGGCAAGACUGCGUUGUCAUCGUACCAACCGUCCGAGAGUGAUUUCUCUUUUGACAUGUGUGCCGGCACUGGUGACGCUGCCAGUGGCAGUGUUGCCAAACACGGUGGACCGACGGCUCAGCAGCGGACCAACGUGCAACGGUCCGUCUCGCAGCCGGAAUGCGCCAACGAGAAAAGCCUUUUCAAGUGCUCAAAAUUUUCUUCAUUUAAUCAACCAAUGGACGAUACUCCGGAGGGUCACAAUUGGAACAUUUUCGCUCCAAUUGCUAAACUCGAAUCGUUGGACGAAAUUGAUCAGGAUAGUAAACAUUCUGUCAGUCAGGACAAACCUCAAUAACGUAUGCCUCGGGAUGGCGCGAGUGAGUCGAGUUAGUCAUGCCAGGAGCAAAAAUAGUCUUACACCCUGCAAAUACAUUCUUUAGAAUCCCUCUAGCCGAAAAUAAACGAACGAAAACAUUCGAAUAAUGUUUACUGUACAUAUUGCUUGAGAAUAAUUUCAGAUGUUCAUCUUUAAUUAUAUUGAUCGAUUUAAAAAACGACAACCAAAACAAUUGUACAUUUUUUCAUAUAAAUACUGAACAUAAUUUAUACGAAAAAGAUAUAUCAGCAGAUUUUUAUGGUGCGCGAGACGGGAAAAGCAAAUAUUAUCAGAAAACAGUCAGAAAACCUGCAAAAAAAACAGCCACAAACAAACAAAACACGCAUAUAUGAAACGCAGUGAACAGCUCCACGGUGGGAGUAACAAAACGAAAGAAUGCGAAAUGGAAUGCUCCAUAUUUAGUUGUUAUCAAAUCGUUACAAGAGCCAACACUGAGAGUAGGCUAAAUGCAUAAAACAAAAAGAAUCUUAUCAAAUCUUAGGAAUUAUUACCAUUUAGUCAAUUGAAUUUGAAAAUGAGUUUGUCAUUUUCUUAGAUCCAAUUUUUCCACACAAAUUAUUCUUCUUAGGUGGUAUUUUGUUAUAGUAACAAACGAAAUUACUCCGAAUGAGUAACGUAUCUCAAACAAAGCAAAAAGAUCUGUAAGCGAUAAGUUAGUCGAUAAUUUGUUUUAGCUGUUGAACAGUAUUAUCAUUAUUGUUCAGAAGUAAAUUAUUUUUUCCAAAGGAGUUAAUUCAAGGGAAAAGAUGUUAGUGAAUGCAAAUACAAAUUCUAGCAAGGUUAUGAUGAAGUGAUACAGAGCGAUUAAAUGACAUAACGAUACACAUCCAUAAACAUAAACACAAAACAGUCAUGUGAAGAAUAGUGUGCGCUUCAUAGAAGUUAACGCACUUGGUUCGUUUACAAAAGAGAACUUUUUCAAAUUUCGCUAACACAAACACAUCAACAUUUUCGAAACACCAACGAUAAGCAAACUCACGCUCACUAAAAACAAACACAUCCCAAAAUACACACAAACAAAAACAAUCGUAAAUUGAUGGUCAGGAUCAAACUACCGCCAUGAUCGGAAUGAGAAACAAUACAUGGCGCGUGAUUUUCUAAAUCACGGAAGUUUGUUUCCUGAUUGUACAUUUCCCUUAAGAACAAAAAUUGUUAACUACUUUCAAUUUCCGUUAACGCGAGUGAAUGUUCGAAGUUUUAAGCUUGCAUUGAACCAGGAAAUGACAACAGCAACAGCGUUUACAUUCUCACAUUUACACUUCAAUGAAUAAAUAAACAAUACCAAACCACAAUACAUACACACUCCGAGUACACAGCAGUAACAGCAACAACACAAACAACAGAAAUUAAACCAAGAGUUAAAGCAUUGAAAGAACUGAGGAAAAAAUAAAUUAAAAACUUUAUAGAAAAUGUACGGAAAAUAUACUUUACGAAAGAAA